Molecule: messenger RNA, 2123 nt
Organism: Annulohypoxylon maeteangense
Lineage: Eukaryota; Fungi; Ascomycota; Sordariomycetes; Xylariales; Hypoxylaceae
Product: ku70 protein
Exons: 3
Coding region: 23-1960 (645 amino acids)
Biological process (GO): cellular response to gamma radiation; telomere maintenance; cellular response to X-ray
Cellular component (GO): nucleus; Ku70:Ku80 complex
Molecular function (GO): telomeric repeat DNA binding; damaged DNA binding; DNA helicase activity
Source: RefSeq, a predicted model, not a curated record
GAGAAAAGACAUAAAAACCACUAUGGCAGAUCGCCAUGAGAAAAGAGAAGAGGAUGAGGAGGAGGAUGAGAUUGGCGAACAGGAUUAUAAAGCGCAGAAAGAUGCUCUCAUUUUCGCUAUCGAUGUGAGCGAGUCAAUGCUUCAGCCGCCUCCCGAGUCAAAUGACAAGAAGGCAGAUAAGGACCCCCCUGUGUAUGCCGCUUUGAAGUGUGCCUACCAGGUGAUGCAGCAACGAAUUAUAUCUAACCCGAAAGAUAUGAUGGGCAUAAUACUCUUCGGUACUGAAAAGACGAAGUACCGAGAUGAUCAAAAUCUUCCCUAUCCUCACUGUUAUGUCUACACCGACCUUGACAUCCCUGCGGCCGACGACGUAAAGAACUUAAAAGGUCUCGUCGAAGAAGGCGAGGACACGGAUGAGAUUUUAGUACCAUCCAGUGAGGGAGUUCAGAUGUCGAAUUUGCUCUUUCUGGCAAAUAAUCUCCUCACCACCAAGGCUCCCAACUUUGGAUCUCGAAGAUUGUUCAUCAUCACAGAUAAUGACGACCCUCAUAAGGACGACAGGAAAAUUAAAGAAAAUGCGGCAUAUCGUGCCAAGGACUUAUAUGAUCUUGGAGUCACUAUCGAACUCUUUGCAAUCACUCGUGGGGAUGAAAAGUUCGACUUUAGCAAGUUCUAUGAUGACAUUAUCUAUCGAGAUCCAACUGUCGAUGAAGCGCAUCCGGGAAAGGUCUCGACGUCAAAAUCCGGCAACGGUCUGACGCUUAUGAAUUCAUUGGUUUCCAAUGUCAACUCCAGACAAACACCAAAGCGGGCAUACUUCAGCAAUAUGCCGCUCGAGCUUGGCCCUGGACUUCAAAUCUCAGUGAAGGGGUAUAAUAUCAUUCACCCACAGACUCCUGCGCGUAGUUGUUACGUCUGGCUAGAUGGCGAGAAAGCGCAAAUUGCCGUAGGCGAAACCGCCCAUAUUGCCGAGGACAGUGCCCGGACGGUUCAAACAGGCGAGGUGAAAAAGGCUUACAAGUUUGGAGGCGAAUAUGUUUAUUUCGGCGAAGAUGAGCAGAAGUCUAUCAAGCAAUUUGGAGGACCGAUAAUACGUAUCAUCGGCUUUAAGGAUAGGUCAAGCCUAGGAUUUUGGGCAUCCAUCAAGAAAUCGAUCUUCAUCUUCCCGAGCGAAGAGGGCUAUGUUGGUUCCUCGCGCGUCUUCACCGCAUUGUGGCAAAAGCUACUUAAAUCUAAGAAGAUUGGCAUUGCGUGGCAUAUUGCUCGGACAAAUGGCAACCCUCAAUUAGUUGCAAUUAUUCCCUCCAGGGCGCAGUCAGACAGCAAGACGGGAGCAGACUACAUACCUGCUGGCCUGUGGCUUUAUCCCAUCCCGUAUGCCGAUGAUUUACGCGACGGCCCCGACCAUGUCAAAUUAGUUCGAACCACAGAUCAGUUGACUGAUUGCAUGAACAAGAUCAUCGGAAACCUACAACUCCCAAUGGCUACGUACAACCCGUCGAAGUAUCCGAAUCCUGCUCUUCAAUGGCACUACAAAAUCCUACAAGCGCUUGCGCUAGAGGAAGAGGUUCCCGAGACGCCAAAUGAUGCUACUCUCCCGAAGUACAAGGCUAUUCACAAUCGGUGUGGUGAGUACAUCCAGGACUGGUCGCGGACAGCCGAUGAUGUCCUGAGAAUGGUUAGAGAUGCGCAAUCUAUUAAGCGGGAGAUGGAGAAUGAUGACGAAGACGAUCGGUCCAAGCCUGCAAAGAAGGUGAGAACAACGGCAUCGAGAGCCGGGCCUAGUAACACAGGGAUGAGUAACGCCGAGCUAAAGAAGAGAUAUAAUGACGGCACCCUGUCAAAAUUGACAGUAGCUGAGUUGAAGCCAAUACUCGGCGACCGUGGGCUUGACUCGAAGGGGUUGCUGAAGAAGGCUAUGGUCGAGAGGCUUGAGGGGUGGAUCGAAGAGAAUGUGUAAAUGUACAGGCAUGUGUCGGCUAAGACAAAAGGAAUCUAGAUGUAGUCUACUCUGUGGCGUUUGUGAUGACUACUCGGUUGGUAUUCAUUCAGAUCUGCCAAGUACCUUGUUACUCAGUGUGUGCUAUAGAUACUGUAAAAUAUACUGAUACCCUACUAUUCUU